This is a messenger RNA of Manihot esculenta (cassava), 1180 nucleotides long. RefSeq names its product probable WRKY transcription factor 75. Gene Ontology annotation, biological process: regulation of DNA-templated transcription. The coding region runs from base 212 to 763 and encodes 183 amino acids. Gene Ontology annotation, molecular function: DNA-binding transcription factor activity; sequence-specific DNA binding. The record is from RefSeq and is a predicted model, not a curated record. The transcript has 2 exons. NCBI's taxonomy places the organism in Eukaryota, Viridiplantae, Streptophyta, Magnoliopsida, Malpighiales, Euphorbiaceae.
CCUUUUUAAUGCUCUAUAUAUGUGUGUGUUUGGAUUUUUCUUAUUCUUUUGCUUUCCACACACUUGAGGGUUUGGCCCAUUUUCUUUUGUGAUUUUUGGACGCCUUACUCUUUUUCUUUUAUAUAUACACCGCUCUCUCUUCCCCAUUAGACCUUCCUCUACUUCUUCUUUUUCUUCUUUGUCUGUUCCUGUUUUCUGCACUGCUUUUUCCAUGGAAAAGUUCCAAAUGUUAUUUCCUUUUUCAUCGACAGGGCCUUCUUAUCCUGUAUCGUCAUCCGCAGCAAAUUCUCAUGUUUUUAACAACUUUCAAGGUGAUCCUUCAAAUGGAUUCUUGGGAUUGAAGAUAGACAAUCAAGUAGAAGUAGCACCAAGAACAGAAGUCAAGAACCUUAACUCAUCAUCAGAAGGUGCAAGCUUUGCAACUGGGUCUGAAGCUGAUCUAAAACCAGGCAAAAAGAAAGGAGAAAAGAAGAUUAGAAAACCCAGAUAUGCUUUUCAAACUAGGAGCCAGGUUGAUAUACUAGAUGAUGGUUAUCGAUGGAGGAAAUAUGGCCAAAAAGCUGUGAAAAACAACAAAUUCCCAAGGAGCUACUACAGGUGCACGCAUCAAGGGUGCAACGUAAAGAAGCAAGUGCAACGCCUAACAAAAGAUGAAGGUAUUGUAGUAACAACAUAUGAAGGCAUGCACACUCAUCCUAUAGAGAAGACAACUGAUAACUUUGAACAUAUCUUGAGCCAGAUGCAAAUUUACACCCCCUUUUGAGUAAUAGAUAGAGAUAUUAAUCCUAGUACUCCUUGGACAUAUAUGGCAAUAAGGUUCUUUUCUUAUUUAGAAAUGGCAGCAAGAAGUGCAAUUCUUCAGUUUAAGCUUUUGUUGAUUAUACAUAUGUUGAUUCUGAAAAAUUAUUUCAUGAAACUAUUGUGUGUGCAACAGUUAUAUGUUAAUUAUAAUAGGAAGUAUAUAGAAUCCACCAUAAUCAAUGGUUAUAAUAUAUUGUAUUAUCCAUUUUAUUUUAUUUUUUUAUUUUUGGUUUCAUCCUUUCAAGUGGAGUAUGUCAUCUAAAUUCAGUGUGAUAUAUGGUGCACUAUAUCUGAGCAUCAGCAACUGAGAACCAGAAUUCCUAAUUUACUGUUUAACCUUGCAAGUGUUCUUCUCUGUGAUGAGAUUUUUUUUUUUUUU